Messenger RNA from Spea bombifrons (plains spadefoot toad), 1084 nucleotides. It is a transcript of the gene RNF212, whose product is annotated as ring finger protein 212. The record is from RefSeq and is a predicted model, not a curated record. Gene Ontology annotation, biological process: homologous chromosome pairing at meiosis; reciprocal meiotic recombination; protein sumoylation. Gene Ontology annotation, cellular component: synaptonemal complex. Gene Ontology annotation, molecular function: SUMO transferase activity. Bases 1 to 882 code for a protein of 293 amino acids. Lineage: Eukaryota; Metazoa; Chordata; Amphibia; Anura; Pelobatidae. The transcript is spliced from 12 exons.
AUGGCGGCUCCUCUUCGCUGUAAUGUUUGCUUUCGGCAGCCGGUCAGAGAAGUGAGCAGAUUCGCGCUCACUAACUGCGGACACGUCCUGUGCGAACCCUGUCUGCAGAAAGGCACCAAAGACGAGUGCGCCGUGUGUAAGAAUAUGUGCCGCACCAUAUUUCUCUCUAAUCAGACAAAUCCUGAAGUUAAAAUGUUUUUUAUGGAUAUUAACGUAAUUUGCAAAAAGUAUUCAAAGGAGCUCUCGCAAAUUUCAGAAUUUCAGGAAAGCCAUAGACGAAGAUUACUUACACACUAUAAAGCAAAAAUUGCAAAAUUAGAAGAUACCAUUAAGACGCUGACACAACAAUUACAAAGUUUCCACACAUUUAGCGAUCCCCAAGGAUGUAUUAAUAUGCCUUCUAGUCACAUCCAGAAACCUUCUCAAUCUUCAGUCUCGAGUAUGGUGAGAAAUCCCGGCUCAGCUGUGCAUUCGGAAAGCCAGUCGGGGUAUUCUUCUUAUUCUCGUCCUCUCUCACGACACCACUUGUACCAAAACGUUGACAAUGUUGAUCCCAGUGCGUCGCUGAAGAAGAAUCUUCAAACUGUUGCGGCACCAUCCAGAUUAUCCUUGAUAAGUCCACCUCAAGACGGGCGCAUGGGACAUAUUAUCAGCAGAAGCAAUAGUCAAAGCAGCGUAUACAGUGCAUUAAGGUCGGCCCAGUUGGGUAGCUCGCAGCAGGCCAGCGCACGUUGCCAGUUUUCCCAACCCAGGCUGCAGAUCCAGCGAACUGGAGCGUGGGACAUUUCCAGUCAAAUGCAGCAACCAUUGCCACAGUCCUCGCAGUCAUCCGCAGCAAGACACCCGAUAUCUCUCAGCGGGAUCUUACAGAGACGUCUGUGAAGUCAUUUUUACACAUCUGUACUUUUAACGAAAGGCUUAUAUAGGAUAUGCAUAUACUUACAUUAUGUAACGCUUUUAUAUUUCUAACAGCGGAAUGAGUGUUUGCAUCAUCAUCCUCAUCAUCCUCAUCCCCAUCUUUCUUUAAAUAUCUGUAUGUGUCCUACAAACUGGCCAAUAGCUGAUACGCAAAUCCCGAAACCUG